AGAAUGUUCAAAAUUGAACCGCCAUGUUGUUAGCAGCUUGUGUAGUUUAGCUAGUUCUUCGUCAAUAAGAGAUGCUAGUUUGACAACUAAAGCUUGGAUAUCAGGACUAAUAUCAACUUUUUUCAACAGUAUCAUGGAGGCUCGUUUUGGCUACCUGCGUGAACGGGACACGAGUGUGGAUAUGCUGCGGGUAAAGUUGUCUCGCAGACGGUCUCGCUCCCAGAAAGAAAACCGAGACAAGGCCUUGAAUAUCCGCAGGCAACUGGACAAAGUCCCUGAGCUGGAGUGUUCUCAACAGGAUAUGUCUGUUGGGAAUGUGUCAAUUAUGGAAAAAAAGUCAAAUGCAAAACAAGCAAGAGACGCUGCAGUAGAGGAGCGAAGAAAAAAGCUUGCCCACUACAAAGAGAAGAAGGAGCUUGUGAAGGAGAAGGAGAGGAGGGAGAAGGAGAAGAAGGGGGUGUUCAAGGUUGGCCUGUACCGGGCCCAGCCCCUGGCCUCACUGCCCCAGGUCCCAGCUGCCGCCACCAAAGCCCGGGCCGUGACAGCAGCCCAACCUCAGUCCACCAGAGUGACUCGCUCCACCGUGAGGCAGCAGGCCCCAAAGGUGCCACAGCCUAUCAGCACUGUCCCGGUUUCAAAAAAAGGUCUGGUUUUAGUUGAACCAGCUGCGGUCAGGUCAACCAGGAAGACCAGAACCACUAUAGUGGAACCACUAGUGAGUGCCCCGUCCACAAGGUCUGCUAAUAGGCCUCUGGCCUCUGUCAUCCCUGUGGUGAGGAACAAAGGUGCCACGACCACAUCAAAUACCAAGCAGGCUGCAGCACCACCUGCUGGCCGAGGUCGGAACACCAGGGGGAAUGUGGAGAACAAUAAUCAGGCUGCUGCCAAAGCGGAGAAGGCCAAAAAGGAGACAAAAGCAGCUAGCCCCCCACCCCCAAUUGCAAAGAAGAAGGAGGAUAAGAUGGAAGAUCUUGCCCAGGCCAACCCACUCCUUCCUCCAGCCACUGUCCUGUCGUCGUUCGCCCCCCAGGACUUUGUGUUCCAAGCCCCAGCAGGCCUGUCCUCCUUCAAGCCCACACCACUCACCCCCCGUUCUGCAGAUUCCUUCUUCAAACCCAGCUUUGUGCUGCCUCCUGUUCCAUUGUGGCCCACUGAUGACCUAGUUCACAAGAUGGAGCUCAGUGCUGCCUCUUCUGUCAAGCCGGUUGUUCACUCCCCACCUCGCGGUCCUUCUCUGGCCCUUCUGUGUCCUCCCAGUCCCCAGGAACCAGCACACGAUCUGUCCUACUUCAGGUCGGUGGUGGUCAGUGAGAUGGAGAAACUGACCGGAUUCUGUCAGCUGUGGGAGCUUCGGGUGGAUGACUCUUCUAUCCCUGAAGAGAUGCGUGACCGUAUGCGGACUGCAGUGGGACAGGCCAGGCUGUUGAUGAAGGAGAGGUUCGGUCAGUUCACUGGUUUGAUGGAUGACUGCGAGCUGGGCCGAGGAGAUAAAAUCAUCACCUGCACCGACCUGCAAGGCUUCUGGGACAUGGUCUAUUACCAGGUAGAAGAUGUGAACAAGAAGUUUGGUGCCCUAAAGGAGGCGGAGUCUAAGGGCUGGCAGGAGGAGAGCGGGCCACCGCCGAGACCAAGAAAGGUGGUGAAGAAGCCACCCGGCGCUCCGGUGCCCAAGCCUGCCGGGGGCGCCGCCGCCAAGUCUCGUCUGGCUGCUAUCAAGGCUGCCAUCAAGGCCAAACAGCAAGCUGCCGACGCGGAACGGGCAUCGAAGGUAGCAGGGCCGGACAUUGCGGUGGAGGAGCCUGGGCCGGCCCCUCAAGAGCCCCCGGUGGUGUUCCAGGGAGGAUUCUUCCAGGUGGAGAGUCCCGCCAAACAGACAGGCUCCGCGAGGCGACCCUCCCGUGUAACAGCCACGCCCACUCGGGCAUCUCUCUGCUCCGUCCCCAAGUUCUUCACACCUCGCAUGACCAGGCUCUCCAAUGCUGCGUGCUCCUCACCUCUCAUGCUCACCCCUGCCUGCUCCAACUUGUCCCUCACACCUUCCUCCCCUGUCCAAAGUAGCCUGUCCAGAGUCUCCCCACUCAGACAUGUUUCCAAGGAGUCACAGUCAGAGGACGGCCCCAGCAACCAACCAGAGCAAGUCUCUGGGCAGAAUGACCAACCGGAGCAAGAUAGCAUGCAGGAAGAUGUAGCUUGUGACCGAUCUCCGCUUGUUACAGAGCCUGCUGUUGGUCUUGAGGAGAGCACUGAGAGCUGUGACUCAGAGAGAAUCUGCCAAUCAACAUCCAACACACAGCAGCUGACAAAUGAACAGCACCAAGAAGCCAUAAGCCAAUCAGUGGCCACAGAGGAGCCUGGUAAAUCUGACCUCCUGGCCAUGCAUGAAGUGAGCAGUCCUGUGGCUGUCCAGCCAGACCUGCCCUCUCCCUCCACCCAGGACAGUGAACAGGCCUACCAUACCAAACUACCUACCUCAGUCUCCUCAAACCAAUCCACCUCACCCUCAGAAGGUCCCCUCUCACCACCAUGCUUGGGAACCUCCAUAACAGAGUCCCCCCCAGUCCAGUGCCAUGCCUUCAGCCUCACUGUCUCCCACACCCCAGUCUGUGCAGGACCUACCGUGGCCAGCCCUCCUCUGGUGCCCUCCCCUCCGCCGGGUGUCUCCCUCUGCGACUCUCCUGGUGCCGGUGUGCCGAUGACCAUGACUCCAGACACUUCUAUCACCGGGGGUCUUCCAGGGCUGGACUUCGAGCUCUACCUCCAACCCACAGCGAGGGGCAGCCUGUCGCCACAGGAGCUGGGUGUUGCUGAGAUGCUGUCGCCCGCUGUUGUAGACAUUGAAAUGGAGAGUCCGGUGUCUUCGUCUGGAGGGGCACCUCAGGAUAAUGUGUCAUCUCCCACAGCGGUUUCCAAUUUGGCACAAAUGUUCACCCCACGGACCACAAAGCCACUGUCUGACCUGUUGCUGUUCACCCCUGAUCCAAUGGACAGAGUCAGACAGUCUGUGUGCCCCAGUGACCUCAUGUCGUUCACACCUCCCUCUAAUGGAUUGUGA
Molecule: messenger RNA, 3052 nt
Organism: Esox lucius (northern pike)
Lineage: Eukaryota; Metazoa; Chordata; Actinopteri; Esociformes; Esocidae
Gene: dlgap5
Product: discs, large (Drosophila) homolog-associated protein 5
Exons: 16
Coding region: 134-3052 (972 amino acids)
Biological process (GO): chromosome segregation; signaling; kinetochore assembly
Cellular component (GO): cytoplasm; nucleus; spindle pole centrosome
Molecular function (GO): microtubule binding
Source: RefSeq, a predicted model, not a curated record